This is a messenger RNA of Thalassophryne amazonica, 4137 nucleotides long. RefSeq names its product fibronectin leucine rich transmembrane 3 (gene flrt3). Bases 1010 to 2962 code for a protein of 650 amino acids. The record is from RefSeq and is a predicted model, not a curated record. Lineage: Eukaryota; Metazoa; Chordata; Actinopteri; Batrachoidiformes; Batrachoididae. Gene Ontology annotation, molecular function: protein binding. The transcript has 3 exons.
UCCACAUUUGUGUUGAGAUCCAGUCGUGCGUCCACAUCAUCACACAGCCUGCACAGUGUGCAUGUGUGUCUGCGUGUGUGUGGAGGGGCUCCAGUAAACAGACCAGAGCUGCUACACACAAACUGCUACUGUCACUGAGGAGCUUUUUUUUUUCUUCCCACCCUUGGAUCUCACUUCUAAUCCUCACAGCCUGCAAUGGAUUAUUAAUAUUUUUCCCCAAUUUGUGGUCUCCUGAUUAAAAGGAUACUUUUGCAUUUUGUGAGCAUCACUGUGUGCGGACGGAACAGCACAAGUCCAGUUCCAGACGUGUGGGGAUGAGUUCAGAUGGAUAAGCACCUUUUGCUGUUUUGAUCCUUGGAGGAAAGGCGAACACUGGUUAUCUGCUUUACAAAGACUGUCCAGAGCCCUGGAUUUAUGUGUAAACAGGCUUGAGCAGGCAGCAGAGGAUUCUGGGUUACCUGAGGACCUGGAGUACACAAGAGAACUUGCCUGGACUGAGCCUGUUGCACAGCGGCUUGGUGUGGCUCAGACCAGCUUUGUGUCGACUCAUUAUGCCUGCUAGGCUUGAGUGCAGAAAUGAGCCUUUAACUCAGCCCAUUCUACAAGAGGAUCACUAUACAACACCAAAAAAUCUAAUCUGAUAUUAUGGCCACUGAGCGCAACGAAUUCAACGCCAAUUAGGAUUUUAAUAUUACCUGAGAGCAUACGCAUUGCUGGUGAGAGGGGAUGCUUUUUUCUACAGGCUUAUUUGCCAUGGUAAAGGCAUUGAAACGUGUGAGACCCUAACAACACAGAGGAGGUCAUCGUCCAAACAAGGAUCAGCUCAGCAAACACUGACCAGGCCAGGAUAUCACCGAAAACCCCUCUGUCAAACUUUUCCUCUCAGAAGUGCAGUAGUAAAUUCAAGAGGAACUCUUGAUUGGAUUUCUGGUGGCUGUAGGGGGAUUUACCGCAUCUUACAAAUCAGGAGCUCUUCAGUGAUUCGACCGCCAGACAACACAACUUCAAGAUGGUGCGUCUGUGCAAGGCCUUUAUUCUUUUCCUCAUCAGGGUUGGGCUUCUGCUGGGCCUUGCUAACCCUCUGGUGACCUCUGCCUCAUGUCCCUCAGCCUGUCGCUGUGACGGGACUUUCAUCUACUGUAAUGACCGUGGCUUGACUUCCAUUCCUACCGGGCUGCCCCAGGAUGCUACAGUGCUCUUUCUGCAAAACAAUCACAUUAAGAGUUCAGGAAUUCCUACAGAGCUCCGCAGGCUCUCAAAUGUUGAAAAGAUCUACCUUUAUUGUAAUAAUCUGGAUGAAUUUCCUACUAACCUUCCUCUUGGGGUUAAAGAGCUCCACCUUCAGGAGAACAACAUUCGGAUGAUCACCCAUGCCUCCUUAGCCCAGAUUCCAUAUAUUGAAGAACUGCACCUGGACGAUAACUCUGUAUCAGCAGUCAGCAUAGAGGAGGGGGCCUUCAGGGACAGUAAUCACCUCAGACUGCUUUUUCUCUCGAGGAACCACCUAAGUACCAUCCCAUUAGGUCUACCCAUGAGCAUUGAGGAGCUACGCUUUGAUGACAACCGAAUCUCCUCCAUUUCAGAGCAGUCGCUGCAAGAUCUCAUCAACCUCAAGCGACUAGUCCUGGAUGGUAAUCUGCUCAACAACUAUGGAAUUGGGGAAAUGGCUUUCAUCAACCUGAUCAACCUGACUGAACUCUCACUAGUGAGGAACUCACUGACAUCGCCACCAGCCAACCUGCCAGGCACCAGUUUGGAGAAGCUACAGCUACAAGAUAAUCACAUUAAUCGAGUUCCGCCUGGGGCUUUUGCCUUCCUCAGGCAGCUGUAUCGCCUGGACCUGUCUGGUAACAACUUGAGCAGCCUCCCACAGGGUGUCUUUGAAGAUCUGGACAAUCUUACACAGCUCCUGCUACGCAACAAUCCCUGGCAGUGCACUUGUAGGAUGAAAUGGGUGCGUGACUGGCUGCGGUCCUUACCAUCUAAAGUGAAUGUACGUGGCUUAAUGUGCCAGGGACCUGACAAGGUUAAAGGUAUGGCAAUUAAAGACUUGACGACAGAUAUGUUUGACUGCACAGAUUCAGAAUUCAGCCCCACUUUUGAGACAAGCACGGUCUCCAACACAUACCGGCCCUCACAGCCUCAGUGGCCCUCAUUUGUUACGAAAAGACCUGUAGUUAAAGGGCCUGACUUUGGCAAGAAUUACCACAGCACUACCACUUCAUCAGGCAGAAAGAUUAUAACCAUCAGUGUGAAGUCGAGUAGUGCAGAUACAAUACACAUAUCAUGGAGGCUGUCACAACGCAUGACUGCCCUGCGACUCAGCUGGCUAAAGCUGGGCCACAGCCCUGCCUUUGGCUCAAUCACUGAGACCAUUGUGCAGGGCGAGAGGACGGAGUACCUGCUGACUGCACUGGAGCCAGAGUCUUCCUACAGGAUAUGCAUGGUUCCCAUGGAGACCAGCAACAUUUACCUUUCAGAUGAGACACCUGUUUGUAUCGAGACAGAAACCGGUCCUCACAAAUCAUACAACCCAACUACAACUUUAAAUAGAGAGCAAGAAAAAGAACCUUACAAAAAUUCCAAUUUGCCAUUGGCUGCCAUCAUUGGAGGAGCUGUGGCUCUUUUGGCAAUUAUCAUGUUGGCGCUGGUGUGCUGGUACGUCCACAGGAAUGGUUCACUUUUUUCCAGGAACUGCACCUACAACAAAGGUCGUCGGAGAAAAGACGACUACGCUGAGGCUGGCACCAAAAAGGACAACUCCAUCUUAGAAAUACGAGAGACUUCUUUUCAAAUGAUACCAAUAAAUCACUUGCCUGUGUCCAAGGAGGAGUUUGUGAUACACACAAUUUUUCCACCUAAUGGUCUGAGCUUAUACAAAAGCCCACAUAGCGAGAACAAUAUUAACAACAGGAGCUACAGAGACAGUGGAAUACCAGAUUCAGACCAUUCUCAUUCAUGAUAUUACAUAUGGACCUUUCUGAUGACUGGGUUUCUCAAACAGAGUGGCAAGCGUUUUACAAAACACUGGAUCUAUGAGACUAAGGAAGCAAUGUUCUGUACAUUUGCCAUAUAAUUUAUAUUUAAUGACUUUAUGAAGAGGAAGAACGUUUUUGGUUACAGGCCAUCACUGAACCAUCAGUGGGUUUCGUAACUAGUUGCAAUUCUAUAUUUUAGGGAUUUGUAGUAAUUUGUACUGUAUUUCCUUUGCUUAAGGUUAUCGACCAACUAAACUAAACUCUGUGUUCUACUGAGAUAUGAUGACUUGUCAACUGUGAAAAGUGGGUUUUCAUUGCUGUGUUGAACAAUCAGACUUUAGAAAACCUUGUAGUAUAAGCACAGGUCAUUCUUUUAACUUUGUGGCUGUCUGAAAAAGUAAAAAGCAAAAAAAUGACAUGAUGUAAACUAAGACACACAUGAUAAGAAAAGCAGGCAUGUUGCCCUCAAAGAAUGAGCAACUAUCAGCUGUCUCUACUAGAGACAGAUUACAGGAACUAAAAGAUGAGGGGCCAUGCUUUAUUCCCCUGCCUUGUUCAGUCAGUGUGUAAUUUCUUUCUUUUUUUCUGUUCGUAAGCAUUAGAAACACAACAAAGUAACCCAAACAGGGUUCAUCUGUUUCUGAUGGGAUUGUAGGCUCCAGCACAGAGUGAGAUAAAGCACACAGACCUUAAGGAGCCCUCUGCUCCUCAAAACAAUUAGAGUGGACAGGCUGACAGAGGACUCCCCACACUAGCACCAUCCCCACUUGUAUGGGCAACAAUGGCCAAACGACAAUGGCGGCAUUCUUUAGUACUAUGUACCACACGUCACUGUAGUCACCAAGCCCCCCUCCCAAAAACAAAGUAUAAAACUGGUGGCUUGCAUUAGAAUACCACAGCAAUGUCAGCAGCUCCUCGUUAUGAGUAUUAUUUUGUAUUAUUUUCCAAAUGAACAGACGUUUAUGUUGCCACGAUUUAAAAUUAACUGUUCUUUACAAUUGAAAACCAAAGUGCAUUAUAUGCCCUUUGGCCAGUCUUGUAUGUGCCUUGAUCCAAUGCUUAUUGUAUUUAGCUUUUUAAGAAACCAGUGACUUUUUUCAUACACACUUGAAUAUGAAAAAUAUUGGUCAUAUUACAAAAUAAAAGUGGGCAAAACCAA